Aricia agestis (brown argus) is the source of this 890-nucleotide messenger RNA. Its product is annotated as elongation of very long chain fatty acids protein AAEL008004-like. Gene Ontology annotation, cellular component: endoplasmic reticulum membrane. Bases 80 to 880 code for a protein of 266 amino acids. The record is from RefSeq and is a predicted model, not a curated record. Gene Ontology annotation, molecular function: fatty acid elongase activity. Lineage: Eukaryota; Metazoa; Arthropoda; Insecta; Lepidoptera; Lycaenidae. The transcript is spliced from 7 exons. Gene Ontology annotation, biological process: very long-chain fatty acid biosynthetic process; fatty acid elongation, saturated fatty acid; fatty acid elongation, polyunsaturated fatty acid.
AGAUUGCAGCUAGCCGGGGCGGACGCGCGCACGCCGCUCGGAAAACCACGUCAAAUUUUCAAAAGGUGCAUCAGACGAGAUGGGGUCGCUGGUGAGAGGAGUGAUCGACUACUACAACUACGUGAACGAUGACUUAGCAGACCCAAGAACGAAAAAGUUCCUAUUCUGCACAUCACCGCUGCCAAUUCUAGUGAUAAUUUUCCUGUACCACCGGUUUGUGAAGUCAUGGGGCCCCGCGUUCAUGGAGAACCGACCAGCGUUCAACCUGAAGAAAAUCAUCAUAGUAUACAACAUCAUACAAGUGUUCCUAGCUCUAUUAUUAACUUAUCAGUGUUUAUCGAAGCUUUACCUCCCCGGCCACUACAGUAUUUGGUGUCAGAAGAUGAACUACGAGGACAACGACACGGAGCGGCUCGUCAUCAACUACGUGUGGCUCUACUACAUCGUCAAAAUCAUCGACUUAAUAGACACGAUAUUCUUCGUGCUGCGGAAGAAGUUCACGCACGUGUCGUUCCUGCACGUGUACCACCACAUCGGCAUGUGCAUACUCGGGUACAUCGGCACCAAAUACGUACCAGGGGGCCACGGCACGAUGCUGGGCUGCAUCAACUCGAUAGUGCACGCGGUGAUGUACAGCUACUACCUGGUGUCCAUCGUGCGGCCCGACUGGGUGCGGGUCUGGUGGAAGAAGUACAUCACGCAGCUGCAGAUUCUGCAGUUCGUGCUGCUGAUCCUGCACUUCGGGCACGUGAUCUUCGAGCCGUCGUGCGAGUACCCCAAGUGGGUGUCGCUGGUCUUCCUGCCCCACAACAUCUUCAUCCUCUUCCUCUUCUCCGACUUCUACGUCAAGGAGUACAUCCUCAAGAAGAAGAAGAAGUGACAUGUAGCUU